AUGACAACACAAAUCCAAACAACCACCAAGGACAUGAUGAUUUCUGUUUUUCGAGGAUGUGACAUUCACUGGGUCGUCGUUCAGACAGGUGCCUUGUUCAAUGUGUUUGACAGGGGCAUGAUGACAGCUGCCUUUUUGAAUGUGUUUGAUGGGGGCAUGAUGACAGCUGCCUUUUUGGACAUGUUUGACGGGGGCAUGAUGAUUAUCUCAACAGUCAUUCAGACAGCUGCCUUUUUGGACAUGUUUGAUGGGGGCAUGAUGACAGCUGCCUUUUUGGACAUGUUUGAUGGGGGCAUGAUGACAGCUGCCUUUUUGGACAUGUCUGACGGGGGCAUGAUGGUCUGUGGAUUGCGCACUUACGAGCACAAUCGUCAAGCUUUGGGGAGACUACAAGUGGUUGUUCAGACAGCUGCCUUUUUGGACAUGUUUGACAGGGGCAUGAUGAUCCAUAAAUUGCACAGUGAUGCGCAGGGCUGGGGUUUUGAGGAGAUGAUGUAG
Molecule: messenger RNA, 498 nt
Organism: Suillus paluster
Lineage: Eukaryota; Fungi; Basidiomycota; Agaricomycetes; Boletales; Suillaceae
Exons: 7
Coding region: 1-498 (165 amino acids)
Source: RefSeq, a predicted model, not a curated record